Molecule: messenger RNA, 2525 nt
Organism: Alosa alosa (allis shad)
Lineage: Eukaryota; Metazoa; Chordata; Actinopteri; Clupeiformes; Clupeidae
Gene: c20h6orf136
Product: chromosome 20 C6orf136 homolog
Exons: 7
Coding region: 287-1585 (432 amino acids)
Source: RefSeq, a predicted model, not a curated record
UACUGUUCUAGAAGCGUUUCGACGCUUGCGUUGUGAACAGUGUGCUGGCUGGAGACUGGCAAGGACAUCGGUAGAUGGAAUGACAUUUGUGUAACGUUAGCCACCAGGCUUGAAAAUUGCAGGAGAAAUAUCAAUCAUUGUAAGCGGAGAUAAAAUAUGAGUUGCACAAAUUAACCAAAACAAACACACGCCUGCAUCACUGCCCUAGUUAACUAAUAAAGUUUGUCUAAUGGUGUCUGCUCAAUAAAUCUGUCAUUGGGGUCACCCCUGCCCCUUCCUGAGGUGAAUGGCUGUGUGCAGAGGGGGUGCUGCUUUCUGGGUGGGGUGUCUCUGGAGCCAUGGCAGCAGUCAACUUAGGAGGCAGCCAUGUUGGACUAUAUAUCAGAUGCUUGAACAGCCCUUGAAUGGCUCCGCAAGAACACUGUGCAGUGCAUCGUGGGCCCUGGCACCACCAAACAGCCUCCGCUAUCAGAACCUGAAACAUCCAUCCCUGUCGCACCCGUUCCACCAUGCGAGUCAGCCCCAGACAGCAGCUGUCCUGGAUGUGGACUGGGACGAGACGGUCAACUUGUGCGUGCUGCUGCGACCCAAGGAGUCUGAGGAGCAGCACACCCUCGUGGAGGUGUCACACGUUGGGCAGGAUAAACUAAGCGAGCUCCUUGCUCUGGGACCCAACAGGCCCUUUGAGCUCCUUCUUCCUUUAACGACUGUUGACGGUUGCAGGGAGGAUGACAUUAGCAUUACGGCGAAGGACAGGAAGGAGGGAUAUGUGGAGGGAACGGCUCUUGGUAAAGAGACAGGAUCCUUCCGGAGUCUUUUUGAGACAGAAGGCUGUCCUGCUCCGUUUGUGUUGGGCUCACACUUCUACUGUUUUCACUGCCCGACAAUGGAGCCCUUGGCCAGCACUGGAAAUAGACUUCACUUGACGCUCGGACUAGAGGCGCAGGCCUCAGGCCUCCCCCCACUCCCCUCAGUCUCCUAUUUCGAAGACGAACCUGACCGGGUAGAGAGGAGCAAGAGUGACAGUGAGCGGGAGAACGAGGAGAAGCUGGCAGUGAUGUAUGAGAGGCUGAGGCUGGAGCUUCCACAGUUUUUCGUGAAAAGUCAUGACUAUUGCCUGUACUCCAAUGACAUCGAGUUCAUCAAUGGGCUUAUAAACACCAAGACCAAGGGCCGUAUGAUGUAUCAGCUGACCCUCUCCCUGUGGAGGCUGAUGUGCCUGUGCUAUUACGCGGAGGCGCGUAUAGAAGUGCUGAAGCUGACCAAGCACCCCGAGGACGGCUCGGUGCGAGCGCGCUGGAGGAUCCGAGGCCUGCCCUUCCACAUGCUGCUGCUGCGCUUCUACAAGAAAGACAAGAGCCACCUCUAUAGGAGUUAUGAUGCUUUCUCCACAUUUUACCUGGGCUCAGAUGGUCUCAUUCACUGUCAUAGAGUGGAAAAGGUGAUGCAGGCCCAGCCGCCUGUGUUGCCCAGGGUGACCUCGCUGCUGGCCGGGGCACUGAUGGCUCUGGGCGUCCAGGAGCACCGGCCAGCUGUCAACCUGUUGCCCUUCCUGCUGUCCUCCUUCAGGCAGGGCCGAGACUGAGUCUGGCUGGCAGUCGGGGGGUGCAGCAGAGCGUUUGUGUGCCAGAAUGGAGAGAGAGACCGAGAGAGAUGGACUUAAAACACUUGAGGAUGGCAGAAAUAAGUUUGAGCUGGAGAGAGAGAGAGAGAGAGAAACAGAGAAAGUGUGAAAGAUCUGUCAAAGAGGUAAGGGUUUUGUUUGGAGGCAAAGAGAGGAAGGAAGAAUAAUGCUUGGCAAACCCUAGAUAGGAAGAAAGAAUCAGUUUAAAAUUAGUAAUAUCAUCACUUGAAAAUGACUUUCUUUGUUUUUUUUUAUCUUUCCCAGCUUCAACUGUACAGGCAAGCUAAAACCCUCAAUAUGUAUUGUUCCAUCACAUGUAGCUAAGAGGAAAAUAUUGUAGUAUUUGUGAAUAGUUGGUUAAAACAUGACCAGAACUGUUAUGCAAUGGCCUCCAACGUGUCCCCUUUUCUGAUGUGGAUCACUGAGUUGGAGCUUUUACAUAGCUUCAAUCUUACGCACAAUCCAUGCACGCACCUUAGAAAAACAGCUACCAUGGCUUUAAUAAUGUACAGAUAAGUUGGUAUUGUUAAGCAAACACACACACACACACACACACACAUACACACACGCAUAGACAAACACACGCAUAGACAAACACACACAUACAGAUACACACACUGCCCUGUGUCAUUAUUGUACAGUCUGAAGAACCUCAUGACUGAAACUGGCUUUACUGUGAGAUGUGGUAUAUUGCAAGGUCUUGGUUUUAGGUUAGGGUUAUUGAGGUGUUUUUUUUUUUUUUUUUUUUUUUUUUUUUUUUUUUUUAAUUAUUACUAUUUUUCUGACAGGGUAAUCAUUACCACUAUACAGACUCAAAACAACUUUGAUAGAAAGCAUUAGUAUUCUACAUAUUCAGCCAAGUACCUGGGACAACAUACUGUCAGACGGAUCAUUUCAGGGG